Exophiala oligosperma is the source of this 1689-nucleotide messenger RNA. RefSeq lists its product as uncharacterized. The record is from RefSeq and is a predicted model, not a curated record. Gene Ontology annotation, molecular function: ferric-chelate reductase activity. NCBI's taxonomy places the organism in Eukaryota, Fungi, Ascomycota, Eurotiomycetes, Chaetothyriales, Herpotrichiellaceae. Gene Ontology annotation, biological process: copper ion import; iron ion transport; intracellular iron ion homeostasis. Gene Ontology annotation, cellular component: plasma membrane. The transcript is spliced from 5 exons. Bases 1 to 1605 code for a protein of 534 amino acids.
AUGUCUGCCGUCGAAAUCUAUGCAAUCGUCAUUGGCAGCAUCAUUGUGAUCAGGAUCUGCUCUCAUCUCUUCGCGAAAUGCCAAGAGCUGUUUCAGGGUCCGGCAUUUUGGCUCACAAAUCAUCUCACCCGAACUAACUCGAUUUUCGAAUCAAAAUGGCUGGGCUCAUGGUCGUGGUGGUCAGUACUGGUACAGUCGGUCUUGAUUGGUACGAAUCUUUUUGUGGCUUGUUACCGCUCCCUCGACAUCGCCACUGCAGCACGACGGGCUGGUGAAGUUGCACUGGUCAAUAUGGGGCUAUUUUGCCUCGGUCCUCAUCUGGCAUUCCAAGCGGACUGUCUUCAAGUGUCCCUGACAAAGAUCAAAUCUAUUCAUCGUGGAACCACGUGGUCUUUUAUCAUUAUAACGACUUUCCACAUUGUAGUACUCAAGCCCACUCAACCGGUAUUCACGACGAAGCUGUCAAAGCAACUGUACGGCGUAAUCGCCGCCUUGGCCGUAGCUGGCAUUCUUAUCUCAUCCAUCCGGCCGCUCCGACGACCUUCGUAUGAGAUUUUCCUUAGAAUCCAUCAGCUACUGAGUGUCGCCGCACUGUACGCCGUUUGGAGUCACGUUCGUGGGAGCAGCAUCUUCGCUCAGUACUGCUCCACGGCCGUCAUCGCUUGUUUGGGGCUUGGCGUUGUCGCCCAAAUCUUUCACGUUUUAUGGAUCAACAGAAUGUUCUAUCGCGGCCUUUCUCGAUCUCGUAUCUUCCGCGCUGGGCACGCUGUUUGUCUCGUGGUCGAUACUCCGACGCCACUGAGGCUACGCCCGGGACAGUACAUCAACUUGACCAUACCGGGACUGAGCUUCUGUUCACUCUUCCAAAGCCAUCCAUUCUACGUCAGCUUUGCACAGGAUCAUGAGCGUGGAACGAGGCUCGAGUUGAUGAUCGAACCACGUUGCGGAUGGACGUCGAAGCUGUUGAGGCGAGCUCAAGCUCAACACCCUGCUGGAGACCACGCGCUGUCGGCGAAUUCGUAUCUCACCCUCUUUAGUGGACCUCAUGGCCGGUCGAUUGGCGUGGAAAAUUAUGGCGUGGUUAUUUUGGUCGCUUCCGGAUGGGGUCUGAUGGCGCAAAUGCCAUAUUUGCAGGCUCUAAUCCGAGGAUUUCACAAUGGCACGGUCAAAGCCCAACGGAUAUAUCUAUUCUGGCAACUUAACACCGUCGCGGAUGGCGCAGCGGCCCGCGAUCUUCUCAAUCGAGCUUUGCUCGACGACACAUUCGACAAUGCCUAUAUCCUCAGCAUUUCAAUCUAUCACCUCCACGAUCGAAUUGGAGCUGAAGAGCUUCGUCUUGGUCGACGAGUGACAUUCUACGAGGGGGCUGCGAGUUGGGAAAGUCUGAUCCACAACACAGGGGCGUGGCGACCAAGCAGGCCAGACGACCACACCUGCAGAAACGUCGCAGACUUCAACCCCUCCGCAUUUGUUGCCUCGGGUCGUCGUACAAUAGUUAUGGUCUCUGCAGCAGAACCAAUACGAGGUCGAGUCAGGGACGCUUGCCAACAACAUUGCUCAGCACAGCUGCAGUUGGUCGAAUUGGACUACCAGCCUCAGGAAUAAGUGGAUUCGAAGAGACCGGUGAAGAAUUACCCUGAGCGGGCGUGUUGCUAUAUGUCAUUGGAUGCGCCGGAAUCGAGAGAGGUG